UCUGACGCGGCAGUUCAGUCCGCUCCGAAAGCUCUCGCCAUGAUGUCUGUCCGCUGGAAUCACCUUUGCCUCAGCCUGUUGCUGAUCUUCUGCAGCCUUCUGGCCCUGACCACAGCCCAGCCGCCCAUCACGCCACGUAAGUGCCCCGCCAACGAGUCGUACCUGCCAUGCGGCCCUAGCUGCCAGACAGAGUGCGCGACUCUGGGCAAGCCCUGCCUGAUCCAGCACAUUCGAUGCCCCGAUGGAUGCUACUGCAACGAUGGCUAUGCACGUAACUCCCGCGGCGCCUGCAUACCCCAGAGACAGUGUCGCAAGUGAGGGUACUCCACAUAACUCAAGAUCCACCAUCUGGAGGCGUGGCAAUCGAGUGACAAUAAAGCCCCCCUGGGAUGAUGAUCCAUGGCAUUGAUAA
This is a messenger RNA of Drosophila subobscura, 412 nucleotides long. Its product is annotated as chymotrypsin-elastase inhibitor ixodidin. The record is from RefSeq and is a predicted model, not a curated record. Lineage: Eukaryota; Metazoa; Arthropoda; Insecta; Diptera; Drosophilidae. The transcript is spliced from 2 exons. The coding region runs from base 40 to 318 and encodes 92 amino acids.